AAAACGACAGUCUGAAAUCGUUCUCCGUUUAAUUCGCCGGUUCUGUUCAAAACGAGGCGCGUAAAAUCGUGAGAUCUUAAUUAAUUAAUCGAUCUGUACUUCUUUAAUAUUAUCUGAAGACAUUCGCGGUCAAGCAGUUUGAAUCAGUGAUUGGUUAAAAAAAAAUUCAUAUAUGCGUUACAUUAGGAAGACGAGCAGCAAGAUCAUUCAGCUGCAAUUUCGUACAUUUUUACCAAUUAUUGAACAUUAUUAAUAUCUUAAGACGCUAUUCUUUUUCAUCAAUAUUUUCUUCUUUUCUUUUUCUUCUUGUUCCUUGAUACAGAGAAGAUUUAUCAAGAUUGGGAGUAAUUUAACAUCUUUAAAGAGCCAGAGACAACCAGAUUUCUUAAUGAUGAUCGAACGCCCGUGUUAAUAGCCACAACGAUGGUGCAAAUCCUACUAAACAAUUACAUCCAUUGGUGGAGCAUAUACGUUCAAUAAUCACAUCAUUCCAACCAAAGCAAGCAUACAGUGCAUUACACUUUGCUUACGUUAGGAUUCAAUGGAAGAAAGAUGAAACCUCUUGAAAGAUGAAGUCACGUUUCCUGGUACUAUACUUCUUCUUGGCCAUUUCUUCAGCAGAACAACGACCAUCUGAAGAUGUAAAUGAAAUAUACACUGAAAAAUAUUCACUUCUUUAUUACUUUUCAUGGGUUGAUUACACGGUGUUGGCUGCCAUGUUAAUAAUUUCAUGCCUGAUCGGUACUUUCUAUGGUUUCAUUGCUAAGAAGCAGGAAACCAGCCAGGACUUCUUGCUUGGAGGCUCGAGCAUGGGAACAUUUCCAAUGGCAAUGUCUCUCGCUGCUAGUUUCAUUACAGCUAUUGAACUCCUAGGAAAUCCUACAGAAAUGUAUAAACAUGGCACUCAAUUUUGGAUGACUUGUUUGGCUUUUAUUUUCGUUGUACCUAUUACCUCCUAUCUGUACCUGCCUGUCUUCAUGAAACUAAGAUUAACCUCGAGUUAUGAAUAUUUGAAUCUUCGUUUCAAUCGAUAUUGCAGGCUACUUGCCGGUGGUCUCUAUAUGUUACAGAUGAUCUUGUAUACAUCUGUAGCCGUAUAUGCGCCAGCGUUAGCUUUAAGCCAUGUCACAGGUUUAAACACUUACAUAGCCGUCACUCUAGUCUAUGUAGUCUGUAUCUUCUACGCGUCGCAGGGUGGAAUGAAAGCCGUUAUAAUGACGGACACUUUCCAAGCAGUAGUUCUUCUCGGUUCCCUUUUUCUCAUAGCUGGAUACGGUCUUUCCUGGGCAGGAGGACCUUCUUCAAUAUGGCAAAUUAAUGAAAAAUCUGGAAGAAUAGAGUUCUUCAAUAUGAAUCCUGAUCCAACCGUUCGUCACAGUUUUUGGAGCGUGGUGAUAGGUGGAACCAUAUACUGGACAACGAUGUUUUGCAGUAAUCAAGCUUCCGUCCAAAAGUAUCUUAGCGUUAGAAGCAUUAGUCAAGUCAGAAUAGCUUUAUGGGUAUCUGCUUUUGGUAUGAUUAUAAUAUAUACCAUAAAUUUCUUGACCGGUAUGAUACUUUACGACACUUACAAAGACUGUGAUCCUCUCUUGGCUGGUAACAUAACUGGUCAAGAUCAAUUAUUGCCACUGUAUGUAAUGAAUUUCAUGGGUAAUCUCAAGGGAGUACCUGGUUUCUUCGUUGCUGGAAUCUUUGCCGCUUCUUUGGGAACCGUAGCAAGUGCUUUGAACUCAUUGGCAGCUAUAACUUGCGAAGAUAUUCUACAAGGAUUAUUUAAGAUUGAUAUGUCUGCAAGGAAAGGUGCAAUUUAUGCUAGAUGGAUCAGUAUUUUCUUUGGAGCGCUUAGUUUUGCUUUGGUUUUCGUUGUGGAACAACUUGGCAGUGUCCUUCAAGUUGCAUUAUCAUUCAAUGGUAUGGUUGGAGGCAUCACACUAGGAUUAUUCUCUUUGGGGAUGUUCAUCCCAUGGGCAAAUGCCAAAGGUGCAAUUACUGGUGCCAUUAUCAGUUUGAUAAUCAUUCUGUGGAUUGGUCUAGGUGCUCAAAUCGCUGUUUUAAAUGGACAAAUUUAUUUGGAUAGCAAACCUGUAUCAAUUGAUAAAUGCUCUAAUAAUAAUAAUAAUAGUUUAAUUACAAUUUUCAAUCAUCAAUCAAGUAACAAUGAAGUUUAUUUCAUAUAUAAAAUUAGUUAUUUAUGGUAUAGUGCAAUAGGCUGCAUCCUAACAAUGUUGAUAGGUGUGAUUAUAAGCUUUUUCACAGGUGUUCAAAAUCCAGCUGAUCUUGAUCAAGAUCUUUUGAGUCCACCUAUUGCUUCCUUGUUUCAUAUGCAGACAAAACCGUGUGCUAAUAAAGUACAUGGUAUCACAAACUUUGGUUUGGAAUUAGAUGAUGAAAAAUCUCAAGUGGAAAAUGCCAAAAGUCCAAAGACAUAAAGAAAAGUAUUUAUUAUAUAUGUAAAAAUAGAUUUUGCAAUUAGAAGUUGCAUUCUAAGUGAUUAUUUGAAUGCAUUCUGAGUGAUUAUUUGAACAAUUAUUUUAGAAAAUUAUAUGAAUAUUUUAGAAGAUUAUAAGGAUAUUCCAAAGAAUUGUUUAAAAGAAGUAGUUCCUAAUAUUGUAACAGUCCAUUCAUUAUUUUUAUUUCUUUAAGGUUGUUUUAUAGUAAGCUAGAAAUAUUGACUGCACUAGAAAACUCUAUGUGUUAGUUUUUAAUGGAGCUUGCUAAAUAGUGAAUUUAUGAAUACAGAAAUGAUCUUGGAUUCAGUUUCUGAGAGCUAAGUAGUUAAUACACAAGGUUCAAUAUGUAAUUUAAUCAUGUUAGAAAUUUAAGUUUUUUCAAGUACAAUUAUAAAUCACUUCAUUCUGAUAAAAUAUGAUGAAAAAAAAUUGACUAUUAAGAAAUAUUUCUAUCUUGACAACUGAAAAAUAGAUAAAAACAGAUUAUAAAUUUAAAGUUUUGAAAUUCAAAUGUUACAGAAUGGAGCAUUACAGAUAAUUAAAUUAAAAUAAUCUCUUUGAUAGAGAUUCCUUAUUUCCUUAAGACUUAAAUAUUAAAUAUCUUUUAGAAUAUUAAUCAUGAAAAAAAAAUAUUAUUUAUAGAAUAAAACAAUACAACAGAAAAAAGCCAGUGCAUAUUCCAUUCAGGAAUUAAAUACAGUUAAAAAUGAAAAUAGUUUACUAAUUUAGAGAGAGACUAUUUAUGGAUAUUCAGAGAAGACUUCUUGUCAGAAGAUGACUUGUAAAGGUGUAAAAUAGUUUAUUAAUAGCGCUAGUUAUUAUAUCUACUCUAUAUAUAAUAUAUUUUGCGAAUUUCAACCAUUCCUGAACGAGAAAAUUCUCGUGGGCGGUUUUAAAAUAAAAUUAUAAAAUUUUUUUCUAUAUUUUAAUUAUAUUUAAUUAUAUUUAAAUAUAUUUAUAUUUAUGUAAAAAAAAUGUUUAUAUAAUCUUCAUAAAUUAAAUUUAAAUACGACAACUUUUAUUUUAAAUUUAUUUUAUCAAUUGAAGUAUUUUCUCUUUGUUUUGAUAUUGAAAAGAUAUUUAUUUUUAUAAAAUACAAUUUUUUCAUUGAUAUUUUAUCUUUUUUUUUAAAAUUCCAUAAAUAUAAUUUAGUAUAGUUUUUCUAUUCCAAGAAAAAAUUUUCAUAUCAAUUUUAUAAUAAUUUAUAUAUUUUUCUUUAGCUUUUUAAAAUAACUUCCGCCCCGAGAUGUUUCUUCCGUGACAAAACGUUGACAAUUCGUUUAAAAAUCUCCUUUUUAACAUCUUGUCAACUCCGGAAUGUUUUUCCCCUUUUUUCUCUUAUCUUCUUUUUUCUUUUUCUUUUUUUUUUUUUUUUUAUUAUCGUAGAGAUGAAAAAUCAUUCUUUCACUUGACUGCGGAUCUGUACUUCGUUUUUUCGUGCGAGAUUAUUUAAGUAAUUAAGAAAAAGAAUAUAUAUGAAUAUGUUUUAAAUAAGUUUCUUCGUUUCUAGAUAAAAUAUUUGUACAUAAGAAAAAAAAAAUAUACGAAUUAAAUAGA
Apis cerana (Asiatic honeybee) is the source of this 4007-nucleotide messenger RNA. Its product is annotated as sodium-coupled monocarboxylate transporter 1. The record is from RefSeq and is a predicted model, not a curated record. Lineage: Eukaryota; Metazoa; Arthropoda; Insecta; Hymenoptera; Apidae. Gene Ontology annotation, cellular component: membrane. Gene Ontology annotation, biological process: sodium ion transport; transmembrane transport. Gene Ontology annotation, molecular function: symporter activity.